This is a messenger RNA of Saprolegnia parasitica CBS 223.65, 2028 nucleotides long. RefSeq lists its product as hypothetical. Gene Ontology annotation, cellular component: condensin complex; nucleus. The record is from RefSeq and is a predicted model, not a curated record. The transcript has 8 exons. Bases 1 to 2028 code for a protein of 675 amino acids. Gene Ontology annotation, biological process: mitotic sister chromatid segregation. Lineage: Eukaryota; Oomycota; Saprolegniomycetes; Saprolegniales; Saprolegniaceae.
AUGCUCUACCGACUCUCCGAGCCCAUCUUGUGGCGGGCACUACACGCAGUGAAUGACAUGGUGCGCAACCAUGCGCCGGUGCUCUUGUUUGACGGGUUUCCGUACCAAGGCCCGAAUUUUCUCGAAGUAGAACUGGACGUGUGUCUCCAGCGGCAGUUUGACGCAUUCGCAAUGCUGCUCGAAGACGCGGCGCCCAGCGUCCGCAUCGUUGCGAUCCACGGCAUCUGCAAGGUGCUCUCGAUGUACUGGGAGCUGCUACCGGUCGACACGAUCCGCAAGUGUCUCCUCAAGUGUCUUGAGCUCGCCCAAGACACGACGUCGGCCUCUGUCCGCGUCGCCGUCUUUGAUGGUCUCCUCGUCGUGCUCGAAAACCAUCUCAGUCAUAAUGUGCUCAAGCCAUUGUUGCCGCAGUUGGCGCCAUUGAUGCACGAAACAAACGAGAAGGUCCGCGCCGCCAUGGCCCGUCUCCUUGUCCGCGUCAAGAGCAUUCGCGGCCUCCAUUUUUACGACGUCGUGUCGCUCGAGCAUUGCUUUAAGCGCUUGGAGCUCGACAAGGCCCGCCACGCGGUCGCCAAGCCGCUCACAGAGCUCUUUCUCAACUCGUACUUUCCCCAAGGCGUGCCCGGGUCGUCCCAAGUCGCUCGAGCGCUCUCGCUCAUCGAGAAACACCCGCACGCGAGCUUUGUGUUUUACAAAAACGUGCAUCAUUUCGCGUCGAUUGGGUCCGUGUGCAAGCUUGUCGUACUCCUCUUCAAGUGCUUGGGCGAAGAUUCGAUGGUCGAGCUCACACCGCUGCUCUGCGACGUCAUGAAGACGCUGCUUGAGAGCGUCGCAGGUCCGCUCUACCACGAUCCUCGGUACAGCGAGUGCGUCGAAUUUCUCACGGCCGAGAUCAAAUCGGCCGACAUUGCGGCCGUGUUUGAGGCCAACGACAAGACAAUGACGGUGCCCCUGUGGCAUGUGAUUGCGGUGCUACCCACGACGCUGCAAAGUGACUUGAUUUACCAUGUGCUGACGCAGCUCGAAGGGCUCACGGAGACGUCAUCGCGCACGUAUCUCGCUGACAUCCUCCACAUUCUGCAGCACUGGGGACAGCUGCCAACGUUUCUCGACACACUGGUCAAGUCGAUGCAAUCACAGGCCGAGAUCAUGGACCCGGUCCUCGUGCUGGCGUGCUUGGAUGUGAUUUUCUGCUGCGAUGCGACGCUUUGCGAGUGGCUCACGCAGACGCUCGAGCGGCCCUGGGAGAGCUUUGAACCGACGGUCUUCCCGCGGCUCUGUCGCGUGCUGGUCGCCGUGCAGCUCCAGCUCGCUGUGCCCAACGCCAAGGACUUGGUCGCCGAGUACAAGAAGACGGCGCCGCUCAGCGACGACGCCGUCGUGUUUCCUUUCCUGGACGUCGAGCCGCCGCGCGUUUUGCCCACGAUCUUUGACCACGCGCUGUCCCGUGGCCAUGGCAAGCGCAAGCGGCUCGCGGGCGACGACCAGCUCGUGACGCAGUUGCUGCCGCUGGUGCUGGAUUUGAGUUGGAUUUGUGUCUCGCAGCUCUUUUUGCCGUCGGCCAAGGCCUUCCUCGACAAGGUGACGACGCUUGCUUUGCGGCACACGGCCUUGGCGACCCAGCUGCUCCACGUGCUUUGGACAAGCCCGUGCGUCGCCCGUGACAGUACGAGCGUGGCCUGGAUUGAGGAAGCGACGACGAAUCUGCUGCCGGUCGUCCUCCACGCGUCCGAUGCGCUUUGGCUCCUCGAACGCAUUCAUCGCUCGUCGGGCAACCAUCGGCGGACGUUUUGGCCGCUCGUUUUGAAAGCCAUGGACGAGAGCGCGCGCUCCGGACGCACUGGCCGUCGAGCGCCGAGAGUGUCCGCGGCGCUCGACCAGGAUGUCGACGCGCUGACGACCCUCCUGCAGACCGUGCCGGCCGUCUCGGAGCUCGCGUCGUCGUGGCUGGCGCGGCAGUCGACCGCGCACCUCGAUUUGCUGCCCGAUAACGUGGGCAUGUUUUGCAGCGUGCGUGCUAAGGAAUAA